AUGGACAAGUAUUCCAUUUCAUGGGAGGCUUACCAUGAACUACCUCAGCAGGAUCAGACACCACCUAGAUCCUACUUGCUACAAGGAUGUCAAGGCACCACAGACUCUAGUUGGGAUAUAAGAAAAGCACCUGGGUACCAAGUGGGAGCUGAGUUACCUCUUGAGGAUCUACUCAAGCAACAGCGUGAAGAAUAUGUAAGUGAAACAAGUUAAGCAACUUAAUCGAGUCUAUGGUUGCAAAGUGUGUUAGCUUGUGGGAGCCACAGCAAAUAAACAAUCAGUCAUAAAAGUCCAAAGGAAAUCAUUUCACACUUUUAGCACAUAGCUAAAUGUUUAUCUGUUACAUUUUUCUCCAGCUGAAGAAGUCCAACCAACCAGAAGACCAAAGCCCAACAGUAAAAGUAAAAUUAUCUGGUGAUAAUUCAAGAAUGUCUCAUUCCAGUAAUUAAUUUAUGUGCUCUUUUUCUAUCCUAGAUGAAGGUCAAAAUAUACUAUCUGGUGCAGGUACAUACAUGCAUUUAUUUAUAAAUAGCAGAGCAUCCUUUUUAAAAAUUGAGAUCCCUAAUAAAUAAAAGUACAGUGUACUCAAGCUAACUACUUUUGUUUCUAUACAACUCAUGCCUAAUUCUCAAUGUUGUUUGAUUCUAAUGAAAAUGUUGAAAAAUACUUAGUAUGAAGUCAAACCUUUCAACCAACUUAGCUUACAUGUAUUGUGUUUUUACAGGCAACCACACUAUUACUGUUCUAAAAACCUCUGAAGACUACAAAAACCUGAGAAAUGGAAUGGCAAAUGUGACAUUAACUGUCAAUAAACUUAUUGAUGAUGGAUUUAUUGUAAUGAAUGGAAAGAGAGUAAAAUUGCAGUUCUUCUUGCGGGGUGAUUACAAAGUACAAUGUAUAUGACUCGAUGAUAACAUAAAAGACUGAAACACAGGACUGUGUACUGAACGACAUUGAGCUUGAUAGUCUAUUGACUGUAUUAUUAUUAUUAUCAUCGUUCCAACAGUUUCUGCUUCUUUCAAUGGGAGCGAAGGGGUUUUUUCCAACAAUUCAUGUGUCUGGUGCUUGAUCCAUAAAAAAGAGAGGUACUAUUCGAAAUGAUCUUAUUUCUUGAUGAUUACCUGAUGACCUAGCCUUAUUUUUCAAUAGUUGAGGUUUUAACUUGCAUUGUAAAAUUCUGACCUUCCUUAACUAUCUAACAAAGUCUUAAGUUUCUGUCUUUUGUUGGUCUUCAACUUAAGAUGCAACAUGGAUGUUCCACACUCUUAUUACCAGUCAUCAACAUGAAAGAACACUGUGUCUGGACUGGUACAAGCAACCUUGAUGCCAGCACCAGCCAUUAUUAA
Messenger RNA from Pocillopora meandrina, 1346 nucleotides. NCBI's taxonomy places the organism in Eukaryota, Metazoa, Cnidaria, Anthozoa, Scleractinia, Pocilloporidae. The record is from the annotation of a GenBank genome assembly.